CUUGAGAAUGACAAAAUAAAAGCUCUGGGGAAGCGUCAAGACUAAGCUUCUCUAUGCCGGGUUCCUCUAUAUAACCCCGCCAGUGUACUCAGAAAACCCCAGCCGUUCUCAUUGUUUCUGAAAUGGGAUGCACAGCUAAAGACGCGACAUCGUUCACACUACCACCAGGCUGCAGGUUCUACCCUUCCGAGGAACAAAUCCUCUGCUACUACCUCCCGGAGAAGAACGGCGGCGAUCAUCGCGAUGGCAUUAACGUAAUCAAGGAGAUCAACCUGUACAAUUUUGACCCUUUCAAUUUACCGGACGCUUCCUGCUAUCGGUUCGGCCGCGGUGGGAGGCGACGGCACUGGUUUUGCUUCGUCGCUAGGAAAUUAAAGGAUAGGAGAUCCAGGAGGGCAGGAGGCGGGUAUUGGAGAAGGAAAGGGAGGAUUAGGGUUGUCUCCGAGAAAGGUGCUGGGAAAGUUGUGGUUGGAUUGCGUAAAUGUUUCGCUUUCUAUUUGGGGGAAUCUCCUAAGACUGCUAUGAGGACUGACUGGUUUAUGUAUGAGUACGCACUGCCCAAUGCGGCUGCUUUUGUCUUGUGCCGAAUUUUCGUUAAAUCACCUCGUGGAAAUAUUGAGUCAGAAAAUGUGUUAAGUUCAUGUGCUGAAGAAAGUGUUGCAAGAGUUCGUCACAUUGGUAUUCAGUUUAAUGGAGUCACAAAAUCUGCUACUGAAGAAGAAGUGCAGGAUGAGAAAAAAGACAUUUUGAAUUUCCCAGUGGAAAGUGUCAGCAAAUUAGAGAAUCCUAUUAGUGAACCUCAUGAGGACUGGACGGUAUCAACUGGUCAUUUUAAUGCUGGCGCUACACUCUCUGAAGCAGUGUCUUCUGAGGAAAUAUUAGGCCUUCUGGAAGGAGAUUAUAUGGAGCUGAAUGACCUUCUUUGCCCGCUUCUUGGUUUUGACUGAUUCCAUUUUAAUGUCAAUUAUUAUAUCAAUACAAGGACUUAAGAGGCACAAUUGGGUUCCAGGAUAUUUCCAAUUCAAAGAAAAUGGUAUCGAUUAUCGCUAAUUAGUGAUGAAAAAAGCAACUCAACUGCAAGAUGGGGCUUCUUCACUUAUAGUGAGCCAGCUAUCUGAAAGAGUGGACCAUUUCCAGUGAUACAUACCGUUAUGUACCUCAUACAAUUACGUAUGUGUUUAUAAGAUAUAUUGGUGGUUGAAAGCCUGGAGAUAUGAAAUGUUGUCUGUCCUUUGGUGACAACUGUGCCUUGGCACAAAUCGUCUGGCUUACAAGGUACUUGCUGUACUUGAUUUUGAUCAGGGAUGAUAAAAAAGAUAUUUGCACUAUGUAUUUUAUGUGGCCUUGCUGAUUUUUAAUUAUGUCAUUGAUAGGGAUGCGUUUGGGGGUUAACACGGUAUGUGUCAUGAUUAUUUAUGUAAAAAGAAAGUCUGUUCUACAUGCCAAGCAAUAUUGGCCAUUCUCCUGAAGGUGGAAUUAAACUGCUCAGUGAUCUAGUCGUCCGCUUAAUCUUGAAAACUCUAUCCUCUCUUAUCUGAGCUUUUUGCAGACACCUUUUUCGUUUAUUAUAAUUUAAUUAAGCAUCAAACUUGGUCGUUUGAACUUUGUAGGAGAUGAAACUCAAAGGAAUGUACUGCUUAUGAAAUGAAUAUUCCGUGAACCAGCUCAUUGCAGCAUUGGAUGGUACUUAAAUGUACUUAUCUAUGCUCGCAUUUCAAAAUACAUCCAACAGAUUUGCUCUUUU
Cuscuta epithymum is the source of this 1744-nucleotide messenger RNA. NCBI's taxonomy places the organism in Eukaryota, Viridiplantae, Streptophyta, Magnoliopsida, Solanales, Convolvulaceae. The record is from the annotation of a GenBank genome assembly.